AUGCAAACACGGCGAGCGGCCGGCAGCAGCUCCGUGGCCGCAGUGUCUGCAUCUGCAGCUGUAGCAAUAGCUCCCGCUUCAACACCCAAAAUUGUCAGCAAGAAACGCACACGACGCCAAUGCUCAAACCCCGACUGCACAAAAGUGGACGCUGGCGGAGGCUUCUGCGUGGCUCAUGGUGGCGGCAAGAAGUGCUCGUUCCCGGGGUGCACAAAAGGCUAUCAGACCGGCGGCUUCUGUAGACAACACGGUGGCGGUGCUCGCUGUCAGGUGGACGGGUGUGGGAAGGUGGACGCUGGCAGAGGCCUGUGUCGAGCGCACGGCGGCGGAAGACGCUGCCAGAUCGCUAACUGUCCAAAAGCUGAUGUUGGCGGAGGAAGAUGUACAGCCCACGGCGGGGGUAAGCGCUGCUCAGAGCCAGGAUGCACCAAAAUCGACCAGGGAGGAGGCAAGUGCCGAGCUCAUGGCGGCGCAAGACGAUGUCGCCGACGCAACUGCCAACAACCAGCUCGAGGCUCGACGGGAUUCUGCCCGGAGCACGGUGGCGCUCGUGUAUGCUCAGUAUUGAGCUGUAGACGACUGGUGCGUUCACCAAAUGAUACUGGAACGAUGUGUGCGACGUGUGCAAGGAGUCAAAAGCAGAGAGCAGCAGUAAAGCCCACACAGGAAGACAACAGUGAUCACUCCAAUGAAAGUCCAAGAAAUAGUGCAAUACCUACACCAGAAGGCUCGGGUGCGUCAGUCUUGGCGUCGUUCAUACCAUUGUCUCCGAAUUCAGCCAAUGCGCGCUGUGACGGCUCUCAGGCUGCCAACUGCUUGGACAAUGGCUGCGCACGUAGUUUUGGAGGCAAUUGCAACUGUGUCGAGGGCUGCACGUGCAAUAGUCCAACCUCAUUGUCUACGUCCCGAAUGCUUCCCAUGCUGGCGAGUAGCAACACCAUCACACGCGUUGCUGCAUCCACGAAUCAGACAAUCGGCACCGAAUUUGAACCCCUUGGCUCACCGACGCCGAGAGCUACAAUGAUGCCGCGAGCUAUUCUACAGAUCAAGCCACAUUCGAAUUUAAUGGGGAUCGAGACUAUAAUGGCAAUGCUGGGGUCACGACUUGUCGCUGUGCGUGGAGGGCAGUCAUUAGACCUAGAAAAGAGCUUGGCACCCCUGAAUACUCUCCAGGUUGCUGAGAUCAACGUCAUCGAACAGUCGACAACUUCAUGGACGCGAAAAGAAGUGGUGCUUCGUGUACCUGACAUGAUGUGUCCUGCCAACUGCGGUUCGUCGGUGCUGAAUGCUAUCCGAGCACUGGGAGGAGUGGAGGCAGCUAGACUGCGCUUUGAGCACCGUCAGAUUGUUAUACGUGGAGAUAUGAACGUCGACGCCAUUCAAACUGCUGUGUCUGACAUUGGAUUUGACUCGGAGGUAAAUGCUGAGACUCCUCUGCCUCGUCGAUUUCGGUUUCGCGUCGAUGAUCUGGGUGACGUGGGUCUGAAUGGCGUUAAACUCAAAGAUGCCUUGAAGGCCGUGGAAGGUGUUGAAAAUCUCGUGCUGUUGACGGAUCGAGUUGAAGUUCUGGUAGUGGCGAUGCUGUUGGACGCCAGCCCUCUCUUGAAAGCUGCUGAGCGUGUUGGGUUUGAGAUGUUGGAGUUGUCAGAAGAAGCGUGGGGGAUCCCGAUGGAGGUUGUGCCGACAUCAUCAAGCGAUACAGGAUCCAACUCAACGAAUGAGUACUAUCAAUCCCACAAGUGCGAUAUGCGCGUUUGUCCUCAAAACGGUUGUCCGAGGUAUAUGACUACCGUAGCACAUACGGCCGCGCUUGCUGUUGGCUGGGCCGUGCCAGGGUGUGGCAUGUCCGUCGGAGGUGAGUGCACAUGCGGCGAUAGCUGCAAGUGCGUGGGUUGUCCGGAGCAUAACCCCGUGUCAUGA
Messenger RNA from Phytophthora infestans T30-4, 1920 nucleotides. RefSeq lists its product as uncharacterized. Gene Ontology annotation, molecular function: metal ion binding. The transcript has 2 exons. Bases 1 to 1920 code for a protein of 639 amino acids. NCBI's taxonomy places the organism in Eukaryota, Oomycota, Peronosporomycetes, Peronosporales, Peronosporaceae. The record is from RefSeq and is a predicted model, not a curated record.